Molecule: messenger RNA, 785 nt
Organism: Arachis stenosperma
Lineage: Eukaryota; Viridiplantae; Streptophyta; Magnoliopsida; Fabales; Fabaceae
Exons: 9
Coding region: 23-661 (212 amino acids)
Source: RefSeq, a predicted model, not a curated record
UCUCAAUUCUCAAGUCUCAUCGAUGUUUCUUUCUAUGAAGUUUGCAGUUGCAUCACACUGCAAUCCCAGCCUUCUUUUUCAUCAACACCAUCACCAUCACCAUCAGGGUUUCGGCGAUUUCACCGGUGGCUCCUCCCUAAAAAGACGCACUAGUACCCUAAAAUUACAAACAACACUUUGCUCCACUUACACCAAUGACAAUGCAUAUGAAUUGUCAAGUGCAAACAGCCAUGAAGGUUCCAAAGAAAGCGCAGAGAGUAAGAAAGGAGAGUCAUCCACGAGCAAUGAGAUCCUGACGAAAUUGAGGAGAUAUGGAAUUUCUGGAAUCCUGUCCUAUGGACUUCUGAACACUGCAUACUAUCUCACGACGUUUCUUAUCGUAUGGUUUUACAUUGCUCCAGCACCAGGAAGGAUGGGUUAUCUAGCUGCUGUAGAAAGAUUUCUCAAAGUGAUGGCCAUGGUGUGGGCUGGUAGUCAAGUUACCAAACUUAUCAGAGCUGGAGGAGCAUUGGCGUUGGCGCCAUUUGUUGAUAGAGGAUUGUCAUGGUUUACUGCUAAAUUUAAGUUUCAAUCACAGGGAAAGGCCUUUAUGACAAUAGUGGGAUUCUGUGUUGGAUUGGCCAUUAUCUUAUUUUUGGUCAUCACACUGCUCUGGGCUUGAUUCAGUUCCUGCUUUUAUUUAUUUAGAUUUUGUUACAUGACAGCGAUUAGGUAUGAUUGUGAACAAUCAAAUUUAUUAUCCUCAUUUUAUAUUUAAUUAUAUAUUAUUACAAUUGUUAGAGAAA